Molecule: messenger RNA, 922 nt
Organism: Penicillium subrubescens
Lineage: Eukaryota; Fungi; Ascomycota; Eurotiomycetes; Eurotiales; Aspergillaceae
Product: import motor complex subunit PAM16
Exons: 2
Coding region: 65-472 (135 amino acids)
Biological process (GO): protein import into mitochondrial matrix
Cellular component (GO): TIM23 mitochondrial import inner membrane translocase complex
Source: RefSeq, a predicted model, not a curated record
CUUUCUUCCUCUUUCCACCUCCUUGUGAUCAUCGCCUUUGGACACCUCCACAACCCCCGUCGACAUGGCUCACCGCAUCGUCACCCAAGUCGUCGUUACCGGAGCCCGGGUCUUCGGCCGCGCCUUCGCCGAAGCCUACAAGCAGGCCCAGGCCUCUGGCAAAUAUGCUGCGCAGAAGAAGGGUGGAGGUAGCGCUUUCACCUCUUCGGGUCUGACCCUCGACGAGGCCUGCAAGAUUCUCAACGUCAAGCCCCCGGCCGGCGGCGAAACCAGCCUCGAGCAUGUCAUGGAGCGAUUCAAGAAGUUGUUCGACCUGAACGAUCCCCAGAAGGGUGGCAGUUUCUACCUGCAGAGCAAGAUCUUGCGAGCACGCGAGCGCAUAGAGAUGGAGGUUCGCGAGGCAGAGCGGAAGGCGGCUACGGACAAGGAAUUGCGCGAGGGUUGGAAUCCCAAGGUCUACAAGGACCGGUGAAGUGACGGACAACCUUGAUCGCUUCGAUCGAUCCAAUAUGCCUCAUUAUCGAACCAUAUUUUCCCUCCUCGCGCCGCGGCGACAACCUCUGCGUGUACGAUUGAGUGGAAUUUUUGCGGCACACACAACCACCACACCGCAGUCCUCUCGUCCUUUUUGAUUUGGCAUAGCACGGCGUUUUUGGGUUCUUGCGGGAAAGAGGUCUUAUUUCAUUAGAGUGAAGGAUUUCUCCUUGGUUCCAGGGUCAUUCUCUUUGGCAUGGGGAGUCAUCGCCUCUUUCGAUGCGAUUUCUUCUCUUUCCCUUUCAGACCUCCGGGUCUUCUCUGUGUAUACCAUCUGCGAGUCUUGUUUCCAUUGCCUCAACCUCACCCCCCUUCUCCACUCUGAUUUGGACCCGGAAAGGAAAAUCAUGUACUAUAGCUGUAUACUUGCACAUGUUUGAAUGGCCGA